AUGCCAGCAGAAGUUCCCAUCCCAUAUACGUCUAUUGGCAAGCCUAUUACCGAGUUUGUUGAAUAUAAUAACGCCAAUUUUUCAACCACAACAUGGAAAGUUCCUUCAAACGUCGAAUACAAGGGAAAGAUCUUCUAUGUCCAUGGAUUCAUGGAAAGCGCAUCCAUCUACACUGAGUUUUUUGACAACUUAUCUCAAAAUGGUUAUGAAGUGUUUUUCUUUGACCAAAGAGGCUCUGGUGAGACAUCACCAAAUGACUUGGGAGGAACUAAUGAGUUUUACACUUUUGACGAUUUGGAUUUCUUUCUCAAGCGCAGCUUGGAUGCACGUAGUGAUCCUAAGGAAAAGUUUAUUUUGAUGGGCCAUUCAAUGGGUGGGGGAAUCAUUUUGAAUUAUGGAAUUAGAGGUAAAUACAAGGAUGGGAUAAAGGCCAUUAUUGCUUGUGGUCCAUUGAUCAAAUUACACCCUAAAACGCAACCAAAUAUUGUCUCCAGGUUGGCAUUGCCUUAUGUUUCCAAAGUGUUACCAAACUUCAAAUUAGACUCAAAGUUGAAUUAUGAUUACAUCACAUCAAAUAAGAGAUGGCAAAACUAUAUCAGAGAACAUGACAAGAAGUUGAUUGGUUCCCUUGCACAAUUCAAUGAUAUGUUUAAGAGAGGUAAAGAUUUGUUGAACCCAGAAUAUGCACAGAAGUUCGACACCAAUAUUGCUUUGUUGAUUGUACAUGGUACUCAUGAUUACAUCAAUGACAUAAAAGGAAGUGAGGAGUUUUUCCCGUUAUUGCCAGAGAAUAUGAACAAGGUAAUUGAUAGAAUUGAUGCUGGAAGACAUAGUUUAUUUGUGGAGAACGACGAGUUAUUCAAGUUGGUUUUUAAGAAAGUCACUGACUUCCUUCAAGAAUACGCAAGGAGGGAAUAG
Lodderomyces orthopsilosis Co 90-125 is the source of this 918-nucleotide messenger RNA. RefSeq names its product acylglycerol lipase. NCBI's taxonomy places the organism in Eukaryota, Fungi, Ascomycota, Pichiomycetes, Serinales, Debaryomycetaceae. The transcript has a single exon. Gene Ontology annotation, cellular component: membrane. Gene Ontology annotation, molecular function: lipase activity. The record is from RefSeq and is a predicted model, not a curated record. Bases 1 to 918 code for a protein of 305 amino acids.